ACACAGAGAACAAUAAUAAGUGGUGCGGAGCGAACGACGUGUGAGGCUGGUAUGACUGAAUAACAGAUGAGGAGUGGCUGCUGGAAGACUGUUAAUGACUCCUACCGGGACAACAAGAGGAUCUAAACCAAAAAUAUCAACCAGGAACUCCAGUUUAACAUCAUAUUUAGCGGGAAAGUAAUUUCUCUAUUUUUCUCCUGAAGAGGAUCGUCCAAGUCAAGACUCACCUGUUCCAACCAGCAGUCCAUCAAACAUUCACUUCGGUGCAAUGAGCUCUCCCACCGUUCCCAGAGGAUGUGGCCCCAGCGUCAACUCCAUCUAUUACAACCUGUGCGACCUGACGGCGGUGUGGGGCGUCGUGCUGGAAGCCAUCGCCGCCGCCGGCGUGGUGACCUCCUUCGUCCUCUUCAUCACCCUCAUGGCCUCCUUGCCGUUUGUGACGGAUAAGAAGAGGAAGGGCAUGGUGGCCCUGCAGGCCGGCAUCCUGAUCUUCACGCUGGGACUGUUCGGGCUGAGUUUUGCCUUCAUCGUGGGCCGGUACGCCACCACCUGCGCCGCGCGGAGGUUUCUGUUUGGCGUGCUGUUCUCCGGCUGUCUGGCCUGCCUGGCGAUGCACGGCCUGUGGCUGGCCCUGCUGGAGCGGAGGGGCCGUGGCCCCCGGAGCUGGAUGCUGUGCCUGGGGGCCCUCGGUCUCUGGCUGGUGGAGGUGAUCAUCAACACCGAGUGGCUGAUCAUCACCGUGGUCAGGAAUCCACCCGGCGGUGCGGCUGCACCUGAUUCAUCCUGCAACAUUGCCAACCAGGAUUUCGUGACGGCCCUGAUCUACGUGAUGGUCCUGCUGCUCGCCGUGGUGCUGAUCGCCGUGCCCUCACUCUGUCAUAAGCACAGGCAGUGGCGGCGGGACGGAGCCUUCAUCCUGGUCACAGGGCUCUUCACCCUGGCCAUUUGGAUCGCUUGGAUUGUCAUGUACAUCUAUGGAAACGGGGUGGUGGGAAAUCCCGGCUGGGACGACCCCACCCUGGCCGUCGCUGUGCUGUCCAACGCCUGGGUCUUCCUCUUCCUCUACACCGUCCCAGAAAUCUGCCUGCUGACGCAGGAGGACCCGGAUCAGGAGCAGCCCCCCGAUGGAGAGGACGUCUAUCCUGCCAGGAGCUUGGUUUACGACAACAUGCUGAAGGAGGCGGAGCCAAACCACCAAAAUGUGUACAUAGAGAAUAAAGCCUUCCAGAUGGAUGAGUCUCCAACAGCGCCCUCAAAGCCCGUGUCUCCGUACGGAACCUACAACGGACAGCUGCGGAGCUGUGUUUACCAGCCCACUGAACUGGCUUUGAUAGCCAAAGGUCUGCCGAAGAUGGAUCCGCAGGCAUUACUGCCCCGAGCCCGGCCGUCCUCCAGCGCAGGGAGCAGCAGCUCGCUGCCCCGUCUGGUGGAGUCCUUAUCUGAAGAACUGUCGUAGGUUUUGUACUCGGUUUGUCAGCGGCUGCUAUAGGAGAAUGCUUUAAAUUAGGAUUUCUUUAAAGUGUGGGUCUGCAAUGUAUGAGAAAUGGCAAAAAAGGUUUUACUAAAUGCCAUUGUGAUCAAGAUUAUGGUAACGAACCCCUGAGACACAAUGUUUAUUGAGAUAUCAGACUAUAGGUUUGAAAACGAGAUGUUCUCAAAGUGAGAAUUUGGAUUUUUCUAAACUGUUUUGAACUAAUUUAAUAUUUUUUUCACUUGAAUUCAUGAUUCAACACUUGAAAGUCUGAACUCCUCGAGGAGAAGAGUCUCUCUUACCAUGAAAACUAAAAAAAUCCAUGAUAUAUUGUAAAACAGCCAAGGCUAGUUUUCCAUGCACUUUCUCUUCUACCAGUGUUCUGUUUGUUCUGUUCAGAUAAACACCAGGUGGCUCUGAAAACACUGAUGGACGCCUUAAAUCCGCUAAAGAACACAUACCCAAAUUGAGGAUUUCCAAAGCAAAAAGUUGAGACUGUGAUCUGUGCUCUCCUAGUCAAAGCUUAAACUCCAAACCUUCCUCUGUAGGUGUCCACCAAGAGCCACAAUCACCCAAAAGAAAGACGAGUUUACCUUCAAGCUACUUGUACGACCAAAAACUGUUCUGCCUUAAGUUUCUUCCGAUUGGUUAAAAUCUAAAGUCUAGAAUGUAACUAUAUCUUUCAGGUCCGCUGGGUUAAGUAGUAGACAAGAAUAAGGUUCAGAGAGGAGAGAACUAACAGACGAGAAUAAACUGUGUAACGUGUGGCUAUAAUUUACUGAGUUUUUUUGAUAAGUUUAUCGUGAAAGUACUUUUUUCAUCAAAAAUCUGCAGCAGAUAUUUUGUUAAUCUUUACGACAUAACAUAUUGUGUUUACGGAUUUUGUGUUCAACAGAAUAUUUGUUAUUGGCAAUACAUCUACCAUUAGGAAGAAUGUCUUCAGUUCUUAUAUAUCACUGCUUUCUCUGUGGGUUUU
Messenger RNA from Salarias fasciatus (jewelled blenny), 2447 nucleotides. RefSeq names its product G-protein coupled receptor family C group 5 member C-like. Gene Ontology annotation, biological process: G protein-coupled receptor signaling pathway. NCBI's taxonomy places the organism in Eukaryota, Metazoa, Chordata, Actinopteri, Blenniiformes, Blenniidae. The record is from RefSeq and is a predicted model, not a curated record. Gene Ontology annotation, cellular component: signaling receptor complex; extracellular exosome; plasma membrane. The transcript is spliced from 4 exons. Gene Ontology annotation, molecular function: protein kinase activator activity; G protein-coupled receptor activity. The coding region runs from base 269 to 1456 and encodes 395 amino acids.